AUGGUUACGAGGCAGUUACAGCAUCUGUCCUACUUCCAUACUAUGGAGUUGUCUACUUUUAUUGCACUUUAUAAUCCUCCGAAUAAUCUUCUUGACAUAGACAAGCUCGCAGAACUUCUCCCAAAUAAUAAACACAUUAUCCUGGCUGGAGAUCUGAACUCGAAAAAUACAGAAUGGGGUUGUCGAAGAACCAACAACGCAGUCCUGCUUGAAGUCCUGCUUGAAUUCAUAAAUAACUAUCCUAUUUACUUUUAUGCACCCACUGACUAUACCUACCUCCCGGAUAAUCCUAGAAGAGGAGACAUUUUAGACAUUGUACUCACGAAUACCUCCAUACCAAUGUAUUUAGAUGUUAAAGUCGAAUUAACCUCAGACCAUGUGCCUGUAAUAGCUAUUUUAGGUACCAACAGAUGCGACGACAACAAGUUUAAAAGAGUCACUGACUGGCAGCAAUAUUACAACCAAUUGUUAGAGAACCCCCAAUUAUCAGCUCUCUUAGGAACAAAGAUGACAUAG
Molecule: messenger RNA, 516 nt
Organism: Stegodyphus dumicola
Lineage: Eukaryota; Metazoa; Arthropoda; Arachnida; Araneae; Eresidae
Source: RefSeq, a predicted model, not a curated record